Molecule: messenger RNA, 3997 nt
Organism: Xiphias gladius (swordfish)
Lineage: Eukaryota; Metazoa; Chordata; Actinopteri; Istiophoriformes; Xiphiidae
Gene: cax2
Product: cation/H+ exchanger protein 2
Exons: 20
Coding region: 38-2305 (755 amino acids)
Biological process (GO): intracellular calcium ion homeostasis; calcium ion transmembrane transport
Cellular component (GO): endomembrane system; membrane
Molecular function (GO): calcium:proton antiporter activity
Source: RefSeq, a predicted model, not a curated record
UACAAGACUUAACGGGGAGGUGUUUUUAGCGGCGAACAUGUCCCUGACAUCCACACACGGCUCCGACACCAACAGCCGGAGGAGGAGGCCAGCUGAAUACACACAAGAUCCUUCGUGGGAGCAUGAUCCCCAGGCAGGUUACAGUCAUGAACAGCUCCAUGACCAAGGUCAACAACACAAUUCAGCAGACACCUGCACUCCAGCUACACAUCACUCCAUAUCUCCUGCACUGUGCACAACAAAAUGCUUGUCUGCAAAUACGUGUUCGAGCCAAAAUGCCUGUGAGGAUAGCUGGGAGGAGAUUAAAAGCAAGAGGACCAUCAGAGCAGAGAACGAAGUGGAAGCCAACAAACUGGUCAACAAUUACAGGUUUGGUUUUAGAAAAUGGAAGAGCCAUGUGACAGAGCGUCCAUUUGAAGACAGGUCAGAGGUUGUGAAAGAGCUCUACUCUGAACUGAACGUCAUCAAGCCAUAUUCAGGUCCAGGUCAACUCAUCACAUGCGGAAACAUAGUGUAUGUGUUUCUCUUUGGUUGGUGGGUCUCCCUAGCAUAUUUCCUGGUCAGCAUGCUUAUGUUCCUCACUAUCACUGGUGCACCGUACGGCAAGCUUUGCUGGAAGUUGUCCUGCUACUUCCUGUGGCCAUUCGGCAAGUCAGUCCACGAGAUUGGAAAUACAUUGAGGAGAUGUUGUGAGCAAGCACCAGACUGUGAGUGCAACAUAGAUGGGGAGGAGGAUAACUCACCAGUUCUGCUGCCUUCACCCACAGAGGUGCUCGUCCCACAGAUGCCAGGACGACCUCUGCGCCCUCCCUUUUGGCAUCGUUUCUCCACCUACGUGUGGCUGCUGCUGGGAUACCCUCCACUCGUGGUCAUCCAUUCGCUGGCUUGCUUCUUCUCCUGGAUCCUAAUUUUCACCAUCCCUGUUUCCAAGAUGAACGCACGAACCCUGGCCGUCAUUCUUCUCUUGCCUCCUGAGGAUGUUUCUGUUUCCUCCUGCUCACAGAGAAAGCAUCAAGGCUAUGAGACCAGAGCGCUGCUGUGCUGCUACCAUUCUACAAACUGGUACUACUACAAGUACACUGUUGAUGGGAUCAAUGUGUUCGCUGUCAACCUCCUCCCUCUAGUAAUAGUUGCCAUAGUAAUUGGAUAUAUUGACAGAGAAAACCAGUACGCCACUUCUGAUGUCAAGUUUGCCAUAGCAAUUGGCUCCAUCAUACCUCUGUCUUAUUACAUUGGUAUGGGCAUUGCCAGUAUCUCAGCCCAGAGUAACUUUGCCGUGGGGGCAGUGGUGAACGCCACCUUUGGCUCCAUCACAGAGUUGACCUUUUACAUCACAGCUCUGCUCAGAAGUCACCAGGGAGCCAACCCGUGCCUGCAGGAGGUUGUUAAAGCAGCGCUGACUGGCACGCUGCUCGGAUGCAUCCUCUUUAUUCCUGGCAUCUGCAUGAUAAUCGGAGGGCUGAGACACAGUGAACAAAGAUUCAACAGUCGCUCUACAGGAGUGAGCUCUGCCUUGCUUUUCAUCUCUGUAGGAGGUGUAUUUGCCCCCACGUUGUUCUCCAAGGCUUAUGGGAACCUGGUGUGUGACGCCUGCACCAACUCCACUGGAGGAAACAGCAGCGGGCCGUUUGUCUGCCACAACUGCCACUACGAUCUGAACAACGGUACACUGUUCCACAGCCAUGUUGAGCCAUUGGUGUACACAGUGUCUGCCCUCUUGCCCCUUGCCUACAUCAUUGGUCUGAUAUUCACGCUGAAGACACACUCCCACAUUUACAACAUCCAUGUUGGAGAAGGACCAGUUACCAGCCACCACGGAGCAGUGGUCCACUGGUCACGGUGGAGGUCUCUGGUCAUCCUUAUCCUGGCCACUGUGCUCACGUCUGCCUGUGCUGAUCUUGCAACCGAGCACAUCCAGCCCAUACUAAACCAACCCAACAUCUCUCAGUAUUUCAUUGGGGUGACAGUUCUCGCUAUGGUUCCUGAGAUCCCGGAGAUUGUUAAUGGGAUCCAGUUUGCACUCCAAAACAACAUCAGUCUUGGCUUGGAGGUGGGAAGCUGUAUUGCUGUCCAGGUCUGCAUGCUACAGAUUCCAAUACUGGUCUUAUUUAAUGCUUUCUAUGAUGUGGGAUUUGUGCUGUUGUUCAGUGACCUGCACCUGUGGGCCAGCAUCUUCAGUGUGAUUGUAGUCAACUACAUCUUCAUGGAUGGCAAGUCUGAUUAUUUUCAGGGUACGGCUCUGGUGGUUGUCUACCUUAUCCUGCUGGCUCUGUAUUACUUCGCGCCAUCUCCAGCAGGCUGUUGAGUGUGGAUCAUUGGUUUUUACCCCAAGCUCCACUUUUCAGCCUGGAAGAAACCAAAUGUGCAAGUUCAAUACCACUCCCUGCUGAUGAUAUUUUAUCCUGGCAGGAUUAUGACUAAAUGCGGGAUUUUAAUAAGUAUUUUGUUUUUUUUUUAAUGCUGUAUCCUCAAUUACACAAAUGAGAAAACUGAAAUUUUUAAUCUCAGGUAGGUACUUUUGACUGCACAAACAUAUUACUCCUACUACUGAAAAAAACUACCGUUUGUAAACUAACAUACCUUAUAAAUGUGUCCUGUCCUUAUGGUCUUUGUAAACUGUGGUGAAGGAGAGAAAAUCAGUAUUUUUAAUAUCCAGAUGGAUAUUAUGAUGUAAAGAAUCUGCACUAAUGGUAUUUUGUUUAAGGUACUGUUGUGAUACAUUUGUAUACUCUUUAACUCCAAAAUGUAAAAAUGGUAAAUGUCUAUUAGAGUUAAGGAAAUAAGUGACAUUUGUUUAUUUCCACUAAUAUAGUUGAAAAAGUGGCAUGGCUGGCUGUGCAUAGCAAGAGCAAUAAUAUCUGGCAAUUCAACAUUCUGAAAAAAACAGCUGCCUGUGUUUUUAUUGUUCUUACAGACAGGAAUUAAAAAAACAUAAAGGUACAUCACAGCUAUAACUGCCGUUGAGGAGAUAUUCACCUUUUCUCCCAGGAGUUCAUGUAAAGUGACGUGCACACCAUACUGACAUGCAGAAGAGAUCAUUUAACUUUCAUUAACAUCAAAAAUGAUGCAAAUAUAAACAUCUCAGUCUUAAGCGAUUUGGUACAUUUAAGGAAGUCUGAGCAUGUAGUGAUGCGGACUGUUGCGUCACCAUAAGAUAUACAUAAGGCCAUAGCAUGUCAAAUUCAGAAUAAAGUGACUGAGGUGGGAUUUUCAAUGUGAAAAUGGGCACGAAGAUACAAUAACAUUUUUAGAUGAGUUUAGCUUAAUACUGUACCAACACAGUUACAGCGCACACGUGAAAUACAAUGCUGCCGAAAUACUCAAUAUUAGAUUUCAAGAUAGAGAUUAACCAAACAGAUGAAAGGAAGAGGCAUGCGAGUCGAUAGAAGCAGCUGGGAGUAUUACUACGUUAUUUAAAAUUUAAAGUCCGUCACAGACCGUAACGGCAAAAGAUCUCUUUUGAUCAAAAUCAUCUAGGGCGUACCUGAAUCUGAUUUCACAGAAAUGACUGAGCCUUCUGACAUUUUAACGAUAGUGAAUGUUUUUGGAGCUCUACAGACUGAGUCUGAUCACAGUAUUUUAGAUCCUGAGUACGGCUGACAUACUCCUCACAUACUACUUAUACCUUGUUACUGGUUUAAAAAGAAGUCCCAAGAGCUACUUAUUUUUCAAAGUUCCACAGCAUAACGUUCUUCUUUAGAGAAACAAGACCAAAAAAAUAAUAAAAUAAAAUAGUAUAAAAAAAAAAAAUUAAAAAAAAGGUUAAAAUGGAGUUUAGGCAUAAAGCGAGAACUGAAAUAACAGGCGAAAGGGAAAUGUAGCUACAUGAUCUGUUACAAUUCAAUGUUUUGUAAAAAUAUAAAAACAGCAGCACAGUGAUCAAAAUAAAUAGGUAAAAAUGUCUCUGUGGUUUUAAGUUGGUGAAAAAUCUUUAGCUGCAGUGUUAUCUCCUGAUUAAUCAUGAGCAGAAAAGUUCAGCGACAACCGGCUCAUGUUG